AUGCCGGAAGAAAGGACGAUCCGCAUCUUUUGCUUCGGUGACUCGCUGACGGCGGGGUACUCGGCCUACGGCGCCGUCUACCAUCCGUACUCCAUUACCCUCGCCAAGAAGCUCUCGCGGGAUCUCUCGAACACGCGUGUUGUCGCGACCGACAACGGUAUGCCCGGGGACGUGGUCUCGCAGGGCGCCUUUGAGAAGCGGUUCGAGAGCGAGAUGAGCCAGAACACAUAUGACUGGGUCAUCGUAUUAGGCGGCACGAAUGAUCUCGCCUACAGCGUACCUCCAGAAAGGAUAUUCGACUCCCUUCGCCGGGUCUACGACUCGGCCGUAGCCAAGGGGAGCAAGGUCCUCGCGCUUACAGUCCCCGAACGCGCCGCCAAGAAUGAAGGGAUCGAAACUCUCCGGCGACAGCUCAAUAACGCCAUCCUCUCAUACCAGUCACCUAACUACCACGCUUUCGACCUCAAUUCCAGGAUUCCCUACCACUCUCUGACCGAGCGGGAACGCAACCGGUACUGGGAUGACGGCCUACACCUAACGGCCGCCGGCUACGACUGGAUGGGCGCCCACGUCGCCGAGGCUCUCGGCGACCUCGUCGAGCUGGAACGGAACCCGGAUUCGCGGAGGGCGCGGCGCGCGCGGCGCCACAUCGAGGAGGAGAUCUGCUUCGACGAGGAGGACGGCGAUCCGCGGUCGCUCAGCGGAGGGUACGUGGUCGUGCGCAUGAGAGACUUGAACUAG
Messenger RNA from Colletotrichum higginsianum IMI 349063, 741 nucleotides. RefSeq names its product GDSL-like Lipase/Acylhydrolase. The record is from RefSeq and is a predicted model, not a curated record. Lineage: Eukaryota; Fungi; Ascomycota; Sordariomycetes; Glomerellales; Glomerellaceae. The transcript is spliced from 4 exons. Gene Ontology annotation, molecular function: phosphatidylcholine lysophospholipase A1 activity. Bases 1 to 741 code for a protein of 246 amino acids.